This is a messenger RNA of Lachnellula hyalina, 1770 nucleotides long. It is a transcript of the gene pzh1, whose product is annotated as Serine/threonine-protein phosphatase PP-Z. Gene Ontology annotation, cellular component: cytoplasm; nucleus. Lineage: Eukaryota; Fungi; Ascomycota; Leotiomycetes; Helotiales; Lachnaceae. The transcript has 2 exons. The annotation marks the transcript as partial. The record is from RefSeq and is a predicted model, not a curated record. Gene Ontology annotation, molecular function: protein serine/threonine phosphatase activity.
AUCCACGCCGACUACACAAAAGAAGGAUCAUCCUAUGGUGUCCACCGAAAAUCGCGACCUGAGAACUACAAUUACAUAUACACCGCCAAACAGCGAAGUUACCUAAUCAUGGGAAACCAAUCCUCGAAAGGCUCGGGGGCCACCACCCCCAAGGGCUCAGCAUCACAGACGUCAUUGGACAAAACGACAGACCCUUUACAGUCUUAUCCCUCGUUUACCAAGGCAGAUACCAAAGAAUCCAGCAGAUCCAUCCGAGGGGCCUUGCGCUCCAAGAUACCAGGGUCCAAGACCGAUAGCCCUCGCAACUCGACUGCUGGAUUAAGCAAUGGCGAGGCCAAUGGCGAUAAGUCAGAUGCGGCGUCAGUCCGGUCUGGGAGAAGUUCUCGAUCAGCGAUGUCGCGGGGCAACCGCGCAGAUACGCCAGAUUCGCCCUCCACAACCACAUCCCCAGUACAAGACUCUCAAGAAGAUGUCACUUCCCCUCUUGAAGAUCCUCAACCGCCCCCAUCUCCAAUCCAAUCUGCGUCUAUGCGCCAAGGACAUCAUGAUGUAGAUGCCGCGCAAAGGAGUGGCGAAGUUGACCACGUCUCAGAUCAACCACCUUCCGGGGCCACGAAUCCACAUGCACACUUGCAACGGGCCGGGCAAUCGAUUCUUGUCAAGAGAGCAGACACGAUUAAUCUUAUUCAAGACGAUACUUUAUCUACACAUUCCCCAAGUACAGACGCUAUCUCCAGCAGCCAAAAUGCCUCAUCCAUUGCGUUGAGCGACAUAAAGGACUCGGAUGUGGAUGACUAUAUUAAACGGCUUCUUGAUGCCGGGUAUGCUGGCAAGAGCACGAAAGGUGUUUGUUUAAGGAACGCAGAAAUCACCUCUAUCUGCUCUCGAGCCAGAGAGAUUUUCUUGGAACAGCCACCUCUGAUUGAGCUAGAAGCUCCAGUCAAGAUUGUGGGUGAUAUCCAUGGGCAAUAUUCGGAUCUCAUACGUAUGUUUGAGAUGUGCGGCUUUCCCCCAAGUGCAAACUUCUUGUUUCUAGGUGAUUAUGUCGAUAGGGGCAAGCAUUCCCUCGAGACCAUUCUCCUUCUCAUGUGCUACAAGAUCAAGUACCCAGAGAACUUUUUCUUGUUGAGAGGUAAUCAUGAAUGUGCGAACGUUACCCGUGUCUAUGGAUUCUACGAUGAGUGCAAGAGAAGGUGCAAUGUGAAGGUUUGGAAGACUUUUGUAGAUAGCUUCAAUUGCCUGCCAAUUGCUGCUAUAGUUGCAGGAAAGAUUUUCUGCGUCCACGGUGGAUUAUCACCAGCCCUCAGCCAUAUGGACGACAUCCGAAAUAUUGCUCGACCAACCGACGUACCCGACUUCGGAUUACUGAACGACCUCCUAUGGGCCGACCCCGCAGACCAAGAGAAAGAUUGGGAAUCGAGCGAGCGUGGCGUCAGUUAUUCGUUCGGGAAGAAGGUCAUAUCGGACUUUUUAGCGCGACAUGAUUUCGACCUCGUAUGUCGAGCACACAUGGUUGUAGAAGACGGAUACGAGUUCUUCGAGGAUCGCAUUUUGGUCACGGUGUUCUCGGCUCCGAAUUACUGCGGGGAGUUUGACAAUUAUGGCGCGGUGAUGAGUGUUUCGACAGAGUUGCUAUGUAGCUUUGAACUACUCAAGCCUUUGGAUUCCAGUGCACUGAAGAGCCAGAUGAAGAAGAGUCGGAACAAGAGGAACAGCAUGGUCAAUAGCCCACCUCCGAAUGCCGGUAGCGGAUAUCCUCAAAGCGUAUAA